This is a messenger RNA of Anarrhichthys ocellatus (wolf-eel), 2028 nucleotides long. RefSeq names its product Pim-1 proto-oncogene, serine/threonine kinase (gene pim1). The record is from RefSeq and is a predicted model, not a curated record. Gene Ontology annotation, biological process: negative regulation of apoptotic process; protein autophosphorylation. Bases 344 to 1333 code for a protein of 329 amino acids. NCBI's taxonomy places the organism in Eukaryota, Metazoa, Chordata, Actinopteri, Perciformes, Anarhichadidae. Gene Ontology annotation, cellular component: cytoplasm. Gene Ontology annotation, molecular function: protein serine/threonine kinase activity; ATP binding. The transcript is spliced from 6 exons.
AAGAGAUUUGCUCAGCACGCCGUUCUCUGUGUUUAACUGUUUACAAAACAUUACGGAGACCAGCUGUGGUUUCGCGGAAGGUUUUCUUUCUUUUUUUUUUGUUUUUUUUUGUUUUUACUAAGAACUCAUAUCCGUACGCCUGGACGACCUUUUGGGCUAUAUUCACCUGGAGCGGCAUUUGCUUUUAUCCGGAUGAGAGGAUCCUUACCGCAUAUUUUGUUUCUGCAACGUGGAUCUUAAGCUCUACGCAAGAGACGGGAGAGUCGUGCUAUCGGAAUAAUACCACUGUUAAAUUGAAGAAUAACACACGCGUCGUAGGCCUGUGGUGGAUAUCAUUAAAGGAAUGCUACUGUCAAAGCUCAAUUCUCUGGCCCACAUCUCCGCCGUAGACAUGCCGGCGAAAAUGCAGCUCCAAGUUCAGCAAGUGAAGGAGAGGGAGCCCUUCGAGAAGCUCUACCAGGUCGGCGCGGUGCUGGGAAGCGGCGGCUUCGGCACAGUCUACACUGGUACGAGGACAACAGACGGCGCUCCGGUUGCUGUCAAACAUGUGGCCAAGGACAGAGUGUCCGACUGGGGAGAAAUGCCUAAUGGCUCCCGGGUCCCUAUGGAGAUCGUGCUGCUGAAGAAAGUCUGCACCGGCUUCCGCGGCGUCAUCAAGAUGCUGGACUGGUUCGAGCGACCGGACAGCUUCAUCAUCGUGAUGGAGCGGCCCGAGAACGUCAAGGACCUGUUCGACUUCAUCACGGAGAGAGGCGCCCUGCCGGAGGAGCUGGCGCGGAGCUUCUUCCGCCAGGUGCUGGAGGCCGUGCGGCACUGCCACAGCUGCGGCGUGGUGCACCGCGACAUCAAGGACGAGAACAUACUCAUCGACCUGCGCACCGGCGAGAUGAAGCUCAUCGACUUCGGGUCCGGAGCCCUGCUGAAGGACACCAUUUACACGGACUUUGACGGCACACGAGUAUACAGCCCCCCAGAGUGGAUCAAAUAUCACCGCUAUCACGGCCGCUCUGCCACGGUUUGGUCCCUGGGCGUCCUGCUGUAUGACAUGGUGUGCGGGGACAUUCCGUUCGAACACGACGAGGAGAUCACAGGAGGGCAGGUCCUCUUCCGGAGGAGAGUCUCCACAGAAUGCCAGCAGCUGAUCAAGUGGUGUCUGUCCCUGCGGCCGGCCGACCGCCCGUCCUUCGAGGACAUCGUCAACCACUCGUGGCUCCAGAGCACGUCCUCCUCGGCGGUCCCGUCCCUGUUGCAGACGGAGAAGACGCCCGCGGAGAUCAGGCUGCACAGCAUCGAGACCGCCUUCGCAUCCGCCCCCGUGGCCGCGGCGCGGUGAUGGAGGCCGGACAGUUCGCCUCCGAACCUGGACUGCCUAUGAUGCGAGAAGAGACCAUUACAAAAAAAGACUAACGUAACGGACUUGAAGCAGAAAGGAGGAGAUGGGAGCGGCCGACGGUACCCGGCACCCGCGAGGUGUAACCCAGAAGAAAACCGGGGUCAUGACAUCACAUCACUUGUUUUCACCCUGGCAGGCCCAGGCUCUCUCUCCACCCUCACCACCCAGACUACUCGUCGGGUGAUCAUCAGCCUGUGGGAAGGCGUGCUCCGCAAUGCACAGACGCUUGCGUUGAGCAAAUACAGUGCGCUUGCUCGCCGCGGUGCCCGAACGGCAAGCGGCCGGCGUGCACUCGCGACCUUUCAAGUGCCUUCUGUGAGGUUGUCUUGGUGACCCUGAAAAUACUUGAGUUUGUGAGAGCAGAACGGCUCUUUUUGUCAAGAGAACUUUCAGCUCCUGACUGUACAAGGCUUUAUAUCGUUUGUUUUUUCCUCUCAUGGGCCUAGAUCAGUAAAGCCUAUGUCAUUUACAACUACCACUACUUCUACUACUCCAAUGUCAUUAGCAACCAGACGACCUCAUAGCUCUGACAGUAACCCUGUGCAAACGGGUCAUAAAUAACAGGAAACACUGGACCUUACCUCACUCUUUUACUACAGCGUGUGCAACCCUCUCGUGUUGUACUGUGCACGAGG